Messenger RNA from Camarhynchus parvulus, 1137 nucleotides. RefSeq names its product negative elongation factor complex member E (gene NELFE). Gene Ontology annotation, molecular function: RNA binding. The transcript is spliced from 10 exons. Gene Ontology annotation, cellular component: NELF complex. The coding region runs from base 143 to 1072 and encodes 309 amino acids. The record is from RefSeq and is a predicted model, not a curated record. NCBI's taxonomy places the organism in Eukaryota, Metazoa, Chordata, Aves, Passeriformes, Thraupidae. Gene Ontology annotation, biological process: negative regulation of transcription elongation by RNA polymerase II.
AGGCGCCGCUCAGCUUCCGCCUGGCGUUGCCAAGGAAACCGCGCGGGGACCCCAAAAUCGCCUCAAACCGCCCCAAAAACCCGCGCGGGACCCCCCGGGGAGCCCCGAGCGCCCCCCCCGCCGCCCCCCCCGUGUCCCCGCCAUGCUGACGCUGCCGCCCGGCCUGAGCGAGGAGGAGGAGGCGCUGCAGAAGCGAUUCGCCAAGCUGAGGAAGAAAAAAAAGGCGCUGCUGGCGCUGAAGAAGCAGCAGAGCUCGGGGGGGGGCAGCGCCCAGGGGGGCAUCAAACGCUCCAUGUCGGACCAGCCCCCCCUGGACACGGCCACGGCCACCGAGCAGGCCAAGCUCCUGGUCAAGUCGGGCGCCAUCAGCGCCAUCAAGGCCGAGAACAAGAACUCGGGCUUCAAACGCUCGCGCACCCUCGAGGGCAAGCUCAAGGACCCCGAGAAGGGCCCCACCCCCACCUUCCAGCCCUUCCAGCGCAGCGUCUCGGCCGACGACGACUCCCAGGAGUCACGCCGCCCCCAGAGGAAAUCUCUGUAUGAGAGUUUCGUCAGUGCCAGUGAGCGGCUGCGGGAGCCCGAGGGGGGGGCGCGGGGGGAGCCCCCCGGGCGGGGGGAGCGGCGCCUGGACUGGGACCCCGAGCCCGAGGCCGAGGAGCGGCGGGAGCGCGACGGCGCCUUCCGGAGGUCGGACUCGUUCCCCGAGCGCCGCCCCCCCCGCAAGGGGAACACUCUGUACGUGCACGGGGCCGAGCUGAGCCCGGAGCUGCUGCGAGGAGCCUUCGGCCCCUUCGGCGCCAUCAUCGACCUCUCCAUGGACACGCCCCGCAACUGUGCCUUUGUCACCUUCGAGAAGAUGGAAUCGGCCGACCAGGCCAUGGCCGAGCUGAACGGGGCCGUGGUCCAGGACGUGCAGCUCAAGGUCAGCAUCGCCCGCAAGCAGCCGCUGCUGGACGCGGCCACCGGCAAAUCCCUCUGGGGGUCCCUGGCGGUGAAGAACAGUGCCAAGGGCUCGCACCGGGACAAGCGCUCGCAGGUGGUUUACAACGAGGACCUGUUCGGGGGGCAGUAAAGGACGGACGGACGGACACACGGACACUGUCAUGGAUCUGUUCAGGGGGGGGCAAUAAAGGACAG